GUCCUGGUCCUGAUUUGGGGGAAUCUUCUUCUCUAAUUUUACUCCGUCCUCCUGGGAACGCCUCUCCGCUGUCAGGUCACCUAUUCCCGCUCUAGCUCCACUUUUCCAGCUAAUUGUGCUGCGGUUUCCCUCUGAGGAUCCAUUCUGAACUAUACCAAGUCCCGAGCGGGAAGGAGCGCAUCCUCCAAACCUCAUUCCUGUUUUCCGCCUGAAACGAUUCGGUUUGUUCCCACAAACAGACGCGACGUGUUCGCAACUUCCCAGAGGAGGAGCGGAGCGGGGAUGGACGGAGUCCUGGGAGGUUUCACACCUGAAACUGUGUCAGAGGACGUCUCCUGAUCUGUCCUCCUGUCCCCGUCCCUCCCUCCGCUGGAGCGGGAGGUGAAGAAGCUCAGCGCCCAGCAGCAGCAGGAUCACAGCAGGACGCUUUCCUCCGACUCUGCAGCCGCAUCACUGAGACCGGAGAGGCAGACAGAACAGACCGUGAAGUGAGAGGUUGUGGGUUUGAAUCCCGGCUGAACAAGGGAGCGUUCCUCCGUGUGUGAGCAGGAUGCAGCGGAUCAGGGAAGGGAUCCACAUCCGGACCAUGAAGGCCAAGAGGAAAGUGGAGGAGAUCUCCAAGGAGGACGUCCAGGCCUUCCUGAGGAAGAACGCGUUUGUCCUCUUCACGGUGGGCGCCGUGGUCGUAGGGAUCAUCCUGGGCUUCGCUCUGCGUCCCUACAGGAUGAGCUACCGGGAGGUGAAGUACUUCUCCUUUCCUGGAGAGGUUCUGAUGAGGAUGCUGCAGAUGCUGGUGCUGCCGCUGCUCGUCUCCAGCCUGAUCACCGGCAUGGCGGCGCUGGACAGCAAGGCGUCAGGAAAGAUGGGAAUGCGCGCUGUGAUUUACUACAUGACCACCACCAUCAUCGCCGUCUUCAUCGGGAUCAUCAUCGUCCUCAUCAUCCAUCCAGGAAAAGGCUCCAAGGACGAGUUUGGGAAGCAGCAGACCAUCGAGCAGGUCAGCCCUGCCGACGCCUUCCUGGACCUCAUCAGAAACAUGUUCCCUCCAAACCUGGUCCAGGCCUGCACACAGCAGUUCAAGACCAAAUAUGGAAAGAGGACGGUCCAUGUGACGAUCACAGUGAACGAGUCGCUCUUCAACUCCACCAACGGCACCCAGGAGGUCAUGGAGGUCACCAGGGAGGAGGUGAUCCCCAUACCUGGCCAGGUGAACGGGGUCAACGCUCUGGGCCUGGUGGUCUUCUCCAUGUGCUUCGGUCUGAUAAUCGGCAACAUGAAGGAGCAGGGCCAGGUCCUCAGAGACUUCUUCGACAGCCUGAAUGAAGCCAUCAUGAGCCUGGUGGCCAUCAUCAUGUGGUACGCUCCCGUCGGCAUCCUGUUCCUGAUCGCGGGGAAGAUCGUGGAGAUGGACGACCUGACGCAGAUGGGAGGCCAGCUGGGCAUGUACACCAUCACCGUCAUCAUCGGGCUGCUGAUCCACGGCGUUCUCAUUCUGCCCACGCUGUAUUUCGUCAUCACUCGACAGAAUCCCUUCAUCUUCAUCGCUGGGCUCCUACAGGCUCUGGUCACGGCUUUGGGAACGUCUUCCAGCUCCGCCACGCUGCCCGUCACCUUCAAGUGUCUGGAGGAGAACAACCGCAUCGACAAGCGGAUCACGCGCUUCGUGCUGCCGGUCGGCGCCACCAUCAACAUGGACGGCACGGCUCUGUACGAGGCGCUGGCGGCCAUCUUUAUUGCCCAGGUCAACAACAUGGAGAUGAACUUCGGUCAGAUCAUCACCAUCAGCAUCACCGCGACGGCGGCCAGCAUCGGCGCCGCCGGCAUCCCGCAGGCGGGCCUGGUUACCAUGGUGAUCGUACUGACCUCUGUCGGACUUCCUACUGAUGACAUCACUCUCAUCAUCGCAGUCGAUUGGUUCCUGGACCGCCUUCGGACCACCACCAACGUCCUGGGAGACUCGAUCGGCGCCGGCAUCGUGGAGUUCCUGUCCCGACAUGAGCUGCGCAGCCGAGACGUGGAGAUGGGGAACUCUGUGGUGGAGGAGAAGGAGAGGAAGAAACCCUACAAGCUGAUCUCCCAGGACAGCGACCUGGAGAACGACAAGCGCACGCACAGCGAGUCCAACAUGUAGGACCAGAACCAGAACCCACAGCUGGUUCUGGGACCUGGACUCCUGCUUCAGCAUCGGGUCACUGUCAUUUAUUCAUGAGGAGAAUCCAUCAUGACUGCAUUUGUUUGCCUGUAGAGCCAGUAGAUCCACUUUCCUCUCAAGGAAACGUUUUGCAACCAAACACAAAAAAACUUUCAUGUAAACGUAGAAAAAAAGAGGAAAGAAAGUAUAAAAAUGGCUUUAAAACUUUCCUCCGUCAACGUUGUAGUUUAGAUUCUGAGACGUUUUUUACAGUUUCAGUAUUUUGGUUUUUUACGGCCCUGAACUGCCAGUUCAGUUUUAGGUUUCAUUGUUUCUGCUGUUUAUGUCCAAUGAACGUGAUCACAUGAACGAGCUGAUCGAUCACUUUGUGAAAACAUUUUAAUUAGAAAAAUAAAUCCAGUAAAA
Gambusia affinis (western mosquitofish) is the source of this 2557-nucleotide messenger RNA. Its product is annotated as excitatory amino acid transporter 1-like. The transcript is spliced from 10 exons. Gene Ontology annotation, cellular component: plasma membrane. Gene Ontology annotation, biological process: L-glutamate import across plasma membrane; L-aspartate import across plasma membrane; D-aspartate import across plasma membrane. The coding region runs from base 551 to 2131 and encodes 526 amino acids. The record is from RefSeq and is a predicted model, not a curated record. Gene Ontology annotation, molecular function: L-glutamate transmembrane transporter activity; glutamate:sodium symporter activity; neutral L-amino acid transmembrane transporter activity. Lineage: Eukaryota; Metazoa; Chordata; Actinopteri; Cyprinodontiformes; Poeciliidae.